This is a messenger RNA of Colius striatus (speckled mousebird), 2068 nucleotides long. RefSeq names its product ubiquitin conjugating enzyme E2 J2 (gene UBE2J2). The transcript is spliced from 7 exons. Lineage: Eukaryota; Metazoa; Chordata; Aves; Coliiformes; Coliidae. The coding region runs from base 477 to 1256 and encodes 259 amino acids. The record is from RefSeq and is a predicted model, not a curated record.
CGCGGCCUGUGGCGGCGGGGCCCCGUGAGGGAGCUGAGGCAGCGGGGAGGGCCUGGCCGCCUCCCUGCCCUGCCGCGGCCCGCCGUGAGCUCUGCCGGGCUGCCGCCCUGCCGCGUGGCCUCGGCCCCUUCGGGUCUUGCCCUGGCUGCCGGGGGACAGGCGGGCGCCGGCGGCUGUUCCGUCAGUGCCCGGCCGAGAGCUGCCCUGGUCAUGAGGUGACCGGGAACAUCUGGUUUCCAACCUCGCCCGGACGCGUUCCUGAGCCCCACCCUGAGCGAGGGGAACCCGCUUUAGCGCUUGUUUGGGCCCUUCCAGCCCCCACCACUCGAGGGUUCUUUGAGCAGUGGCUCAAGGCGGGCGAGUCGCUUCCGUGCUUGCUUCGGGGGAGUUGCAUUGUGGAGGUGGGAAGACGCGGCCGUGGCUUCUCUGAAGGUUGCCGCUUGUUUCCUCCGUUUGAGGUACAACCGUUCUGUCAGAUGAGCAACAACAGUAAUAAGAGAGCACCAACCACAGCAACACAGAGGCUUAAACAAGACUACCUGCGCAUUAAGAAAGACCCAGUGCCUUACAUCUGUGCAGAGCCCCUUCCAUCCAACAUCCUGGAAUGGCACUAUGUUGUACGGGGACCUGAAAUGACUCCUUAUGAAGGUGGCUAUUAUCAUGGGAAACUAAUAUUCCCCAGAGAAUUUCCUUUUAAACCUCCUAGUAUUUAUAUGAUUACACCUAAUGGAAGGUUCAAGUGCAACACAAGGUUGUGUCUUUCCAUCACUGAUUUCCACCCAGACACGUGGAAUCCAGCUUGGUCAGUCUCCACCAUCUUGACAGGCCUUCUGAGCUUCAUGGUGGAGAAGGGCCCCACCCUGGGCAGCAUCGAGACCUCCGAGUUCACCAAACGACAGCUUGCUGCACAGAGCUUAGUGUUCAAUUUAAAGGACAAAGUCUUCUGUGAGCUCUUCCCUGAGGUGGUGGAGGAAAUCAAACAGAAACAGAAAGCACAAGAAGAGCUGAGCAACAGACCUCCAUCCCUCCCUUUACCAGACGUGGUCCCUGACGGGGAAGCUCACUACGGCCAGAACGGGCUGGCGCUGCUCAACGGCCACGUGCCGCUGGCGCCCGCCAACCACGCGGGGCUGCAGCAGCCCAACCGCAACCACGGACUCCUGGGCGGAGCUUUGGCGAACUUGUUUGUCAUCGUUGGCUUUGCAGCCUUUGCCUACACAGUCAAGUAUGUCCUGAGAAGCAUAGCUCAAGAAUGAACACAAAGCAAUCCCAAGACCAAACGUAGUGGUAGUUGCAGAGUAAGUGGGACUCCGUAGGCGUCUUUUUGGCUCUUUGACACUGGGAUGUUGAUGUUUGUUGAGUCGCAGGGUGGUUGGCUCCUGGGUUGUGUUUGGGAAGUUGAAGUAGUUCUGGUUAGUCAGGAAACUGAAGUCCUUGCUGCUGCCUGGUAGGGCAAAGAAGUCAAAGCAUUGCUGAUGAGACGCUGACAUUCGUAGUGCUUUGAUUUUUGUAGCAGUUCUCCAUCUGGGAGCUGAAGGUUGGGAAUCUCAAGCAAACGAGGCUUUUCACUUCAUGGGACAGUUCCUACAGUGUCACGGUUUCUGCAUAUCCUGUUCUCAUUAGAGAAGAGUCUGUACAAGGUGUUGAAGUGAUUCAAGUAGAGAUUCCACGUGGACCUGCUGAGAGUUGGCUUGAUGUGAACAUUGAAGAUCCCUGGCUGCUUCUUAGAAGGCACAUCCUUGCAUAUCUAGUCAGUAGUGAUUAGAUGGGUGGGAACAUAACACCACGUGUGCUAAACGUGUCAUCCCAAUUGUCACAGAGUCAUUGAAGGUCUUAUUUGGGCUACCAGAAGUGCAGCUGUCAGCCUUUAGGAUUGAUCAGCAAACCCCCCUCCCUGCAUUUGAAUCAGCCUUUGUGGGGGGGGGAUACUCACAUCCAGUGUCAUGUUGGAGUUGUUCACUUGCAGAUUUCCAUUGGGGAGGUGUUGUGUUUGAGAGCUGUAAUACUUCAUUUUGAUCACAAGGUGCCACUGUUGAAAAAAAAGAGAUAAUAAAACUGCAGACACCAA